GCUGCGCCGGAAGUUGCGGGCGGCCCGACAACUCCUCAUGGCGGCGGCGGCUACCUGGGCGCGGCGCGGUGGUGACUGAGCUGCGAGCCUGGCGGGCGUGCGCCGAGCCCCGGCCCGGCCUCCGCGUGCCCACCCCGGGCUUUGCACCCCUGAUGCUGCUUGGGUGCUGAGCCCGCCCCGGCCGGGACGAUGGUGAAGUAUUUCCUGGGCCAGAGCGUGCUCCGGAGUUCCUGGGACCAAGUGUUCGCUGCCUUCUGGCAGCGGUACCCGAAUCCCUAUAGCAAACAUGUCUUGACGGAAGACAUAGUGCACCGGGAGGUGACCCCUGACCAGAAGCUCCUGUCCCGGCGUCUCCUGACCAAGACCAACAGGAUGCCCCGCUGGGCGGAGCGACUGUUUCCUGCCAAUGUUGCUCACUCGGUGUACAUCCUGGAGGAUUCUAUUGUGGACCCGCAGAACCAGACCAUGACCACCUUCACCUGGAACAUCAACCAUGCCCGGCUGAUGGUGGUGGAGGAACGAUGUGUUUACUGUGUGAACUCUGAUAACAGCGGCUGGACCGAAAUCCGCCGGGAAGCCUGGGUCUCCUCUAGUUUAUUUGGUGUCUCCAGAGCUGUCCAGGAAUUUGGCCUUGCCCGGUUCAAAAGCAAUGUGACCAAGACUAUGAAGGGCUUUGAAUACAUCUUGGCCAAGCUGCAAGGUGAGGCCCCUUCCAAAACCCUUGUUGAGACAGCCAAGGAAGCCAAGGAGAAGGCAAAGGAGACGGCACUGGCAGCUACAGAGAAGGCCAAGGACCUUGCCAGCAAGGCAGCCACCAAGCAGCAGCAGCAGCAGCAGCAGUUCGUGUAGCUAGCCCAGGCCCUGGUGCGGUAGGACACCUGACCACCCGGCUCAAAUCCCUCUGCCCUUUCCCCCUUGUACUUUAUUAUUAAAAGUCGACUUCCAGCUCUUGCUAUUGCCUGGGUGGUGGGUUGGGGGUGGGUGUCCCGUUUGGCAUUUACGUGCACCAGGCAUGUCUGAGCUGGGCCUCCUUACUCCCGCAUCGGGCAGCUGAGGACAGGCGCGGAGAGGUGCAGGGACAUACCCAGGGUCACAGACAGCGUGCAGAUGCAGUGGUAAUAAACACUAGACUGUAAGCUCCACGAGGGCAGGGACCUUUAUUGCAUUCUCUGAUGUGUCUGGAACAAUACCUAGCAGAUAACAGGCACUCAAUAAAUAUUUGUUGAAUUCAGUCAGCCCUAGCUCUGGAGUCAGAAAGCUUUAGUUUGAAUCUUGACUCUGUGCUUUCCUGGCUUUGGACCUCAGGCAAGCCACCUCACUCAGCCUUGUCCCGCCUGUGAAGUGGAGACAGCCUCCAACUGUGAAGAUUAAAGGGACUCUGCUGGUAUGGUCAA
This is a messenger RNA of Suricata suricatta (meerkat), 1394 nucleotides long. RefSeq names its product PRELI domain containing 1 (gene PRELID1). NCBI's taxonomy places the organism in Eukaryota, Metazoa, Chordata, Mammalia, Carnivora, Herpestidae. Bases 190 to 849 code for a protein of 219 amino acids. Gene Ontology annotation, biological process: phospholipid transport. Gene Ontology annotation, molecular function: phosphatidic acid transfer activity. The record is from RefSeq and is a predicted model, not a curated record. Gene Ontology annotation, cellular component: mitochondrial intermembrane space. The transcript is spliced from 5 exons.